This is a messenger RNA of Hippocampus zosterae (dwarf seahorse), 16281 nucleotides long. It is a transcript of the gene ryr2a, whose product is annotated as ryanodine receptor 2a (cardiac). NCBI's taxonomy places the organism in Eukaryota, Metazoa, Chordata, Actinopteri, Syngnathiformes, Syngnathidae. The record is from RefSeq and is a predicted model, not a curated record. Gene Ontology annotation, biological process: intracellular calcium ion homeostasis; calcium ion transmembrane transport. Bases 129 to 15062 code for a protein of 4977 amino acids. Gene Ontology annotation, cellular component: smooth endoplasmic reticulum; calcium channel complex; sarcoplasmic reticulum membrane. Gene Ontology annotation, molecular function: protein binding; calcium ion binding; ryanodine-sensitive calcium-release channel activity. The transcript is spliced from 115 exons.
CACACCAAUGAGCCGAGUCCCAUCCUUUUCGCUCUGUCAGCCGCACAUGCGCGCGCACACCCACACUAACCCACCAUAACUUCCCACAACCUGCGGCGAGCUCGAGGCUCCCCAAGCGAGAGCAAACCAUGGCUGACGGAGAAGGCGAGGACGAAAUUCAAUUCCUGCGAACUAAUGAUGAGGUGGUCCUACAGUGUUCAGCCACAAUCCAUAAGGAGCAACAGAAAUUCUGCCUGGCUGCCGAAGGCUUCGGAAACAGACUGUGCUUCCUUGAAUCAGUCUCCAACUCCAAGAAUGUCCCUCCAGAUCUGUCAAUCUGUACUUUUGUGUUGGAGCAAUCACUGUCGGUUCGAGCCCUUCAGGAGAUGCUGGCCAGUACUGAAGAGAAGACUGGGGGAAUGAUCCAAGGGGGUGGUCAUCGCACUUCGUUAUAUGGCCACGCGAUCCGUCUACGCCACUCUUACAGUGCAAUGUACCUGUGUUGUCUAUCCACCUCUCGAUCGUCCACAGACAAAUUAGCUUUUGAUGUGGGGCUGCAGGAAGACACUACAGGUGAGGCAUGCUGGUGGACCAUUCAUCCAGCAUCAAAGCAACGUUCCGAGGGGGAGAAGGUCAGAGUGGGGGAUGAUCUCAUUCUUGUCAGCAUCUCAUCUGAGAGAUAUCUGCAUCUAUCCUACGGCAAUCAAUGUCAAAAUGUAGAUGCCGCCUUCCAACAAACUCUGUGGACCGUUACUCCCAUCUGUUCCGGCAGUGAAGUGGCACAAGGUUUCUUGAUAGGCGGGGAUGUCUUACGCCUCCUUCAUGGUCAUAUGGAUGAGUGUUUAACUGUUCCUUCUGAAGACCACGGGGAGGAGCAGCAGAGAACGGUGCAUUAUGAGGGUGGAGCAGUGUCGAGUCAUGCCAAGUCCCUGUGGAGGCUAGAGACACUACGGGUUCUAUGGAGCGGUAGUCAUAUUCGCUGGGGCCAGCCGUUCAGACUCAGACACGUGACUAGUGGGAAAUAUCUGAGUCUGAUGAAGGAGAAAUCAUUACUGCUUAUGGAAAAAGAAAAAGCAGAUGUCAAAUCGACAGCUUUUUGUUUCAAAUCUUCCAAGGAAAAGGUUGACCUUGGCGUAAAAAAGGAAGUGGAUGGAAUGGGUACACCCGACAUUAAGUACGGUGACUCAGUGUGUUACAUUCAGCAUGUCGACACUGGUCUGUGGCUCACGUACCAGACUGCAGAUGCAAAAUCUGCACGCAUCGGUGACGUUCAAAGAAAGGCCCUCAUGCACCACGAAGGUCACAUGGACGACGGGCUGACAUUGUCUCGGUCGCAACAUGAAGAAAGUCACACUGCCAGAGUCAUCCGAAGUACUGCGUUUUUAUUCAACCUAUUCAUCAGGAGUCUAGAUACAUUAAGAGCAAAAGGAAAGAGCACAACUUUUGACGCACCAAUCGACUCAUUCAGCCUGAGUCUUCAAGAUCUCAUUGGCUACUUCCAGCCACCUGACGAUCACCUAGAACACGAAGACAAGCAGAAUCUCCUAAGAGCUUUGAAAAACAGACAAAACCUCUUCCAAGAAGAGGGAAUGAUCGCCCUGGUUUUGGAGUGCAUUGAUCGACUCCACUUCUACAGCAGUGCAGCCCAUUUCACAGAAGUAGCUGGAAGGGAGGCAGGAGCGGCCUGGAGCUCCAGCCUUAACUCUCUCUAUCAACUGCUGGCUGCACUCAUCAGGGGUAACAGAAAAAACUGCGCUCAGUUUUCAAGGUCCUUAGACUGGCUCAUCAGCAGACUGGAGAGACUGGAGGCCUCCUCUGGCAUACUGGAGGUUCUUCACUGUGUGCUGGUGGAGAGUCCUGAAGCACUGAACCUUAUCAAAGAGGGACAUAUCAAAUCCAUAAUUUCACUUCUGGACAAACAUGGACGCAACCACAAGGUUCUUGAUGUGUUGUGUUCCCUUUGUGUGUGUCACGGUGUGGCAGUACGCUCAAACCAGCACCUGAUCUGUGACAACCUGCUGCCGGGAAGAGACUUGUUGCUUCAGACACGCCUGAUGAAUUACGUAAGCAGCAUUUGCCCUAAUAUCUUUCUGGGUGUUAGUGAAGGCUCUGCUCAGUAUAAGAAGUGGUACUAUGAGCUGAUUGUAGACCAAGCGCUGCCAUUUGUCACAGCUGAGGCAUCUCACCUCAGAGUGGGCUGGGCCAACACCAAUGGUUAUAUGCCCUCCCCCAGCGGUGGGGAAGGUUGGGGCGGAAAUGGAGUGGGUGAUGACCUCUAUUCCUUUGGCUUUGAUGGACUCCAUCUUUGGUCAGGUUGUAUUGCAAAGACAGUUAGCUCACCCAAUCAGCAUCUUCUGAAAGCAGACGAUGUGGUGAGCUGCUGCUUGGACCUUAGUGUGCCCAGUAUCUCCUUCAGGAUCAACGGCCAACCAGUUCAGGGCAUGUUUGAGAACUUUAACUCUGAUGGCCUCUUUUUCCCCGUGGCCAGCUUCUCUGCUGGAGUUAAGCUUCGUUUCCUUCUUGGGGGUCGCCACGGAGAGUUUAAGUUCCUCCCUCCACCAGGUUAUGCUCCUUGCUUUGAGGCCGUGUUGCCAAGAGAUAAACUGAAACUUGAGCCCUGUCAACACCAGACCUCAGCCAGGGACCUUUUGGGACCCACUGUUACGAUGAGUCGGGCAACAUUCACGCCCAUGCCUGUGAACACCACCCAGAUUGUUUUGCCAUUCAACUUAGAGAGGAUCAAGGAGAAGCUUGCAGAAAACAUCCACGAGCUGUGGGUGAUGAAUAAGAUUGAAUUUGGCUGGACCUACGGCGUUGUACGAGAUGACACCAAGCGGCAACACCCAUGUUUGGUGGAGUUUUCAAAGUUGCCGGAACAGGAACGAAGUUACAAUUUACAGAUGUCUGUGGAAACUCUCAAAACUCUUCUUGCCUUGGGCUGCCAUGUCGGUCUUGCAGAUGAACAUGCUGUGGAGAAAGUCAAAAGUGUAAAACUGUCAUCAACCUAUGAGUUGUCCAGUGGUUACAAACCUGCUCCCUUGGACCUGUGUCACAUCAAGCUGACCUCCACUCAGGAAGCCAUGGUGGACAAAUUAGCUGAAAAUGCGCACAAUGUCUGGGCAAGAGAUCGCAUCCGUCAGGGUUGGACUUACGGAAUUCAACAGGAUGUUAAGAAUCGCAGAAAUCCUCGUCUCGUGCCCUAUAGUCUCUUGGAUGAAAGGACCAAGAAAUCAAACAAAGACAGUCUGAGAGAAGCCGUCAGAACUCUGCUUGGUUAUGGAUACAACCUGGAAGCUCCUGACCAGGACCACGCUCACUUUGAUCAAAGCAAUACGUCUGCUGAAAGGUUCCGGAUCUUCAGAGCUGAAAGAUCCUACUGUGUGAAUGCAGGAAAGUGGUACUUUGAGCUAGAGGUAUUGACAGCAGGAGAGAUGAGGGUUGGCUGGGCGAGACCGGGAUGUCUACCAGAUCUAGAAUUGGGUUCUGAUGAACAAGCCUUUGUCUUUGAUGGAUUCAAGGUACAACGCUGGCACCAGGGCAACGAGCACUUUGGGCGCGCCUGGCAGGCAGGGGAUGUUGUUGGCUGCAUGGUGGACUUGAAUGAACACACCAUGAUGUUCACCCUUAAUGGAGAAGUACUGCUUGAUGACUCCGGCUCAGAACUGGCUUUCAAAGACUUUGACGUUGGUGAAGGUUUCAUCCCUGUGUGCAGUUUGGGUGUGAGCCAGGCUGGGCGGAUUAACUUUGGUAAACAUGUCAGCACCCUGGAAUACUUCACCAUAUGUGGUCUGCAGGAAGGCUACGAACCCUUUGCUGUCAACAUGAACCGCGAUGUCACAAUAUGGCUUAGUAAAAGGCUGCCUCAAUUUGUGCCAGUACCCCCAGACCACCAACAUAUAGAGGUGACAAGAAUAGAUGGGACAGUGGAUUCUUGUCCUUGUCUGAAGGUCACACAAAAGUCAUUUAGUUCACAGAACAGCAACACAGACAUUACUUUCUACAGACUGAGUAUGCCCAUUGAAUGCGCCGAGUCCUUCUCCAGGCCUCCUCCUAACAGCAGUCUCGUGUCACUCAAGACAGAUCUAGAAGACUUUGAAACGGACUUUGAGGUCCUUGUGAAAACGGCACACGGCCACAAUGGUCCAAGCGGUCCAGACAGAGGUGAAUUCAACAACCACAAAGAUUACAACCAAGAGAAAACCUCCAAGCUCAAACAACGGUUUUUGUUGAAGAAGAAUAAACCAGACAACUCCAUUCCCACCCCUGCUUGUCUAUCUGAGGAUCUGAUGGUUGAUGACAGGAAUGAAUAUGAAUUACUCAUGCAAGCAUCUACUCACUCGUACUCGGUCCGGAUCUUCCCUGGCCAGGAGCCCAGCAGUGUGUGGGUGGGCUGGGUCACCUCUGACUUUCAUCAGUAUGAACCGGGCUUUGGGUUGGACACGGUCCAAACUGUAACAGUGACUUUGGGAGAUGAGAAAGGCAAAGUUCAUGAGAGUAUAAAGCGCAGUAACUGCUAUAUGGUGUGGGCUGGAGAGAGCAGCAGCCCAGACGGAAGAAGUAAUAAUGGUUUAGAGAUUGGGUGCUUGGUUGACACAGCAAACGGACUGCUAUCCUUUACCGCGAAUGGCAAAGAGCUCAGCACAUACUAUCAGGUGGAGCCCAGUACUAAACUCUUUCCCGCCGUCUUUGCCAAGGCUACCAGCCCCAAUGUCUUCCAGUUUGAACUGGGGCAGAUUAAGAAUGUGAUGCCUCUGUCAGCUGGUUUAUUUUUGAGUGAGAGGAAGAAUUCAGUCCCCCAAUGUCCUCCCCGGCUGCAUGUCCAGUUUCUCACUCCUGUGUUAUGGAGCCGUGUUCCCAAUCAUUACCCCAAGGUUUCAGUAUCCCGAGUGAAUGACCGACAUGGCUGGCAAGUUCAAUGCAAUGAACCAUUGCAGUUUUUGUCUCUGCACAUCCCUGAAGAGAACAGGUCACUGGAUGUCUUGGAAUUGACAGAAAGGAGAGACUUAUUAAAGUUUCAUUACCAUACCCUCAGGUUGUAUUCUGCAAUCUGUGCAUUGGGAAACAACCGGGUCGCUCACUCCCUUUGUUCUCACGUGGAUGAGGCCCAGCUUCUGCAUGCUAUAGAGAAUAAAUAUAUGCCAGGUUUGCUUCGUGCAGGGUAUUAUGACCUCUUGAUUGACGUCCACCUGAGCAACUACGCAACCGCUCGACUCAUGAUGAACAAUGAGUACAUUGUUCCGAUGACUGGUGAAACCAAGAGUAUAACACUUUUUCCCAAUAAGGAAAAAAAACAUGGCGUGCCUGGCAUUGGGCUCAGCACUUCCCUGAGACCAAGAAUGCAAUUUUCAUCCCCAAGUUUUGUCUGGGGUUCCGGAACAUCACCACGUAGGAAUUCCAACAAUGGCUCAGGAGCAAUCGAUUCUUGCCAGUACAGUCCUGAAUUCCCUUUGGACAUUCUAAAAACCAAAACGGUUGAGAUGUUGACCGAGGCAGUCUCUGAGGGCAACAUGCAUGUCAGGGAUCCCAUUGGGGGCAGCACUGAAUUUCUCUUUGUUCCGCUCAUAAAGCUUUUUUACACCAUGCUCAUCAUGGGCGUUUUCCAAAAUGGAGAUCUGAAGAAUAUACUGCGACUGAUUGAGCCGUCUGUGUUCUCCGAGAAAUGUGAAGUGCAAGAGGAAAUGCAUAGGAAGUUGGGAAAGGAGACAGAGGAUGAAGGGAAAAGCAUCCCAAAGGAGGGCUUGUUGCAGAUGAAACUACCUGAGCCUGUAAAACUUCAGAUGUGCCAUGUUCUUCAGUAUCUGUGCGACUGCCAGGUGCGGCAUCGUAUCGAAGCAGUGGUUGCCUUCUCUGAUGAUUUCGUAGCCUGUCUGCAAGAAAACCAACGCUUUCGCUACAACGAAGUGAUGCUCGCCUUGAACAUGUCUGCUGCUCUCACCGCUAAGAAGACCAAAGAGUUCCGAUCUCCACCUCAGGAACAGAUUAACAUGCUGCUGAACUUUAAAAAGGAGAUGCAGGAGUGCCCCUGUCCCGAAUAUAUCCGAGAACAGUUGCUCGACUUCCAUGAGGACCUCAUGAAACACUGUGGUAUAGAGUUAACAGAAGAUGGCUCUUUCGAUGGAAACAGUCAUUUCACUAUUCGAGGUCGACUGAUGUCGUUGGUGGAAAAAGUGUCUUCACUGAAGAACAAGAUUGUCAACUCGCCAAAGGAAAAUGCAGAUAGACAAUGCAGUACUUUACAGCAAUUGAUUUCAGAGACGAUGGUUCGCUGGGCUCAGGAAUCGGUUAUCGAGGAUCCAGAGCUUGUCAGAGCCAUGUUUGUCCUGUUGCACCGACAGUAUGAUGGCAUUGGAGGACAGGUUCGGGCCCUCCCCAAGACUUACACAAUAAACUCUGUAUCAAUCGAGGACACCAUCAACCUGCUUGCUGCUCUUGGACAGAUAAGAUUGUUGCUGAGCGUACGAAUGGGAAGAGAGGAGGAGAAGCUGAUGAUAAGGGGACUGGGUGACAUUAUGAACAAUAAAGUCUUCUACCAGCAUCCUAACUUGAUGAGAGCUCUGGGAAUGCAUGAGACUGUCAUGGAGGUCAUGGUGAACGUACUCAGUGGCGUUUCCAAGGAAAUCACCUUCCCUAAAAUGGUUGCCAACUGCUGUCGUUUUCUUUGUUACUUCUGUCGAAUCAGCCGUCAAAACCAGAAAGCCAUGUUUGACCAUCUCAGCUACCUGCUGGGAAACAGCAGCGUUGGCCUUGCGUCUCCAUCGAUGCGAGGAGCCACCCCUCUUGAUGUGGCUGCUGCGUCAGUGAUGGAUAACAAUGAAUUGGCCCUUGCUUUGAGAGAGCCAGAUUUGGAGAAGGUGGUUCAGUAUCUGGCUGGCUGCGGACUACAGAGCUGCACGAUGCUGGUGUCUAAAGGAUAUCCUGACAUUGGCUGGAACCCCGUCGAAGGAGAACGCUACCUUGACUUCUUGCGUUUUGCUGUAUUUUGCAAUGGUGAAAGUGUGGAAGAGAAUGCUAACCUUGUGGUGAGACUUCUUAUCCGCCGACCGGAAUGUUUCGGCCCAGCACUUCGGGGAGAAGGUGGUGACGGACUGUUGGCCACAAUGGAAGAAGCAAUUAAGAUUUCCCUUGAUCCAUUCAGAGAUGGUCCUUCCUCUGCACCGGAAAGCAGCAACAUUCUUAAUGAUGGGCUACAGGAAGAAGAUGAUACCAUCCACUUGGGGAAUGCCAUCAUGACCUUCUAUGCGGCUCUCAUUGACCUUCUUGGACGUUGCGGUCCAGAGAUGCAUUUGAUACAUGCCGGUAAAGGUGAAGCAAUCCGCAUCAGAGCCAUUCUAAGAUCUCUCAUUCCCAUUGAAGAUCUUGUGGGGGUCAUCUGCAUUCCAUUCUCGAUGCCGAACCUGGGAAAAGAUGGAGUGGUGUUGGAGCCAGACAUGUCAGCUGGCUUCUGUCCCGACCAUAAAGCGGCCAUGGUGCUGUUUUUGGACCGUGUAUAUGGUGUACAAGAUCAGAAUUUCCUUCUUCACCUGCUGGAAGUCGGUUUCCUACCAGACCUCAGAGCUGCAGCUUCAUUGGACACUGCAGCUCUUAGUGCCACAGACAUGGCUCUUGCCCUCAAUAGGUAUCUCUGCACCGCAGUAUUGCCCCUACUGACGAAAUGUGCUCCACUGUUUGCGGGGACAGAGCCAUUUGCAUCACUGAUCGAUUCCCUCCUUCACACGGUUUACCGUUUGUCGAAAGGCUGCUGCCUUACCAAAGCACAGAGGGAUUCCAUUGAAGAGUGUCUUCUUGCUGUUUGUGGUAAACUGAGACCUUCAAUGAUGCAGCAUCUAUUGAGGAGGCUUGUGUUUGACAUUCCCUUGCUCAAUGAACAUACCAAGAUGCCUUUGAAGCUUUUGACCAAUCACUUUGAGCGUUGCUGGAAGUACUACUGCCUGACCGGAGGUUGGGGCGGUUUUGGUGCCUCGUCUGAUGAAGAACUUCACCUUUCGAGGAAAUUAUUCUGGGGGAUAUUUGAUGCUCUCUCACAAAAGCCAUAUGACCAGGAGCUGUUUAAGGUUGCGUUGUCAUGCCUUAGCGCAGUGGGGGGAGCUCUUCCUCCAGAUUAUAUGGAGUCGAAAUACAUGGCCAUGAUGGACAAACAAUCGUCGAUGGAUUCUGAAGGAAACUUCACUCCACAGCCUGCAGACACUGCCAAUGUGUCUGUCCCGGAAAAAUUAGACAGUUUCAUAGCCAGAUAUGCAGAGCAUAACCAUGAGAAGUGGUGUUUGGAAAAGUUUUCCAAUGGCUGGUCAUAUGGGGAAAACACAUGUGAAAUAACCAGGCGGCACAAUUUAUUGAAGCCUUUCAAAGCACUCUCUGAUAAGGAUAAAGAAUUCUAUUGUUGGCCAAUCAGAGAGUCUCUCAAGACCAUGCUUUCCUGGGGGUGGAGUAUCAACAGGAUACGAGAGAGUGACCCUGCAGGCAAAUCUAGGAGGAUAUCGCUUGUCAGCCAGCUGUCCUUUGAAGGAGCUCAGUCUUUCAAUCCGAGACCCAUUGAUAUGAGCAAUGUUACUCUGUCCAGAGACACACAGUCAAUGGCGGAGCUGCUUGCAGAGAACUAUCACAACAUCUGGGCCAGGAAAAAGAAAAUUGAGCUCGAAGCCAAAGGUGGAGGAAAUCACCCCUUAUUGGUGCCCUUUGAUACACUGACUGCCAAAGAGAAAUUAAAAGACAGACAAAAAGCGCAAGAUGUCCUGAAGUUCCUCCAGAUCAAUGGUUACAUUGUGUCAAGAGGUGUGAAGUCACAGGAGUUGGACUCACCAGCCAUCGAGAAACGAUUUGCCUACACCUUCCUUCAGCAGCUCAUUAAAUAUGUCGACCAGGCCCAUGAGCUCACGAUGAAGUUUGACAUCGAAACAAGACAAAAGGGAGUAAAGAGUCCUCAUGAACAGCAAAUGAAGUUCUUUGGAAAGGUCGUCUUGCCAUUGGUUGAUCAGUACUUCAAGAACCAUCGGCUGUACUUCUUAUCCACGUCCAUUCAUCCCCUAAGCAGUGGUGGCCAUGCCUCCAACAAGGAGAAAGAGAUGGUAACAAGUCUUUUCUGCAAACUGGGAGUACUUGUCAGAAAUAGGAUAUCCUUAUUUGGUAAUAAUGCCACAUCCAUCGUAAAUUGCUUGCAGAUACUGGGGCAAAGUCUGGAUGCCAGGACAGUGAUGAAGACAGGCUUGGAAUCAGUCAAGACAGCACUUCAGUCCUACUUUGACAGUGCAGCGGAUGCUUUGGAGAAGACUCAAGAGAACUUGAAGAUUGGUCAAUUUACUCACAGCAAAGAACAACCCAGAGGAGUCCCUCAGAUCAUCAACUACACUACCUUUGGCUUGCUUCCGAUCCUGUCCUCCUUGUUUGAACACAUUGGAAAGAAUAAUUUUGGAGAAGAUCUGAUAUUCGACGAGGUCCAGGUUUCCUGCUACAGAAUUCUCAAGAGUCUUUACUUUCUGGGAACCAAUGAAAGCAUAUAUGUUGAGAGACAUCGACCAGCAUUAGGAAAAUGUUUGGCUGCUUUCUCAACAGCCUUCCCGGUUGCCUUCCUUGAACCUCACAUCAACAAUUUCAACAACUUCUCAAUCUACAACAGCAAAAGACCUAAAGACAGAACUGCUCUUGGUCUGCCAAGCCAGGUCGAAGAUGUUUGUCCGCUGAUUCCAAAUUUAGACAGAUCUCUGGAAGAAAUCAUUGAGGUGGCAGAGUCUGGCAUGAAAUAUACUCAAAUGCCUCAUGUCGUGGAGGUGAUUUUACCAGUUUUGUGCAGCUACAUGUCUCAUUGGUGGGAACACGGGCUAGAGAACAACCCAGACCGAGCCGACAGCUGCUGUACAUCUGUGACCUCCGAACAUAUGAACAUAUUACUUGGAAACAUCUUGAAGAUCAUCUACAACAAUUUAGGGGUGGAUGAGGGGGCCUGGAUGAAAAGACUAGCGGUGUUUUCUCAACCAAUCAUCAGCAAGGCCAAAUCCCAGUUGCUCAAGACCCACUUUUUGCCUCUGAUGAAGAAACUUAGAAAAAAAGCAGAAGUUGUGCUGAUGGAUGAGGAGCAAAGCAAGGCAGAGGGCAGGGGUGAGAUCUCAGAAACUGAGCUUCUCAUCAUGGACCAAUUCUCAGUCCUUGUCAGAGACCUCUACGCCUUUUAUCCCCUUCUCAUCCGAUUUGUUGACUACAACAGGGCCACAUGGCUGAAAGAGUCGAAUCCAGAGGCAGAAGUGUUGUUCCAGAUGGUGGCUGAAGUUUUUAUCUUCUGGGCAAAGUCUCAUAACUUCAAGAGAGAGGAACAGAAUUUUGUGGUUCAGAAUGAAAUCAACAACAUGUCCUUCCUCAUCUCAGAUUCCAAGUGCAAAAUGUCAAAGGUCAUAGUCUCAUACCAGGAGAGGAAGAAGUUGAGGAGAAAGGGAGACCGAUAUUCAAUGCAGACCAGUCUGAUUGUGGCAGCGCUGAAGCGACUGCUGCCCGUUGGACUUAAUGUUUGUGUUCCUGGUGAACAAGACCUCAUUGCUCUAGCUAAGAGCCGAUUCUCACAGAAAGACACUGAGGAUGAAGUGCGCGAAGUCAUUCGAAACAAUCUCCAUCUACAAGGAAAGUUGCAGGACCCUGCUAUUCGCUGGCAAAGGGCCCUGUACAGAGACAUUCUGAAUCACUGCGGGAACGUCUUAGACCCAGAGAAGAAUGUGGAAAGAGUGCUGGACAUUGCUCAUGUCCUCUUCCACUUGGACCAGGUUGAGCAUCCUCAGCGCAGUAAAAAGGCCGUGUGGCACAAGUUACUGUCCAAACAGAGAAAGAGAGCUGUAGUUGCUUGCUUCAGGAUGGCUCCUCUCUACAAUCUGCCCAGACAUCGGGCUGUCAACUUGUUCCUCCAGGGCUAUGAGAAAUCCUGGAUUGAGGCGGAAGAACACUUCUUUGAGGAUAAACUCAUAGAGGACCUUGCUAAAUCAAGUGACCAAGAGCCAUUUGAAGAGGUCGAGGGAAUGAAACGCAUCGAUCCACUCCAUCAGCUCAUCCAGCUUUUCAGUAGAACAGCUCUGACAGACAAGUGCAUUUCAGAAUUCAAUAAUGGACAUGUUGACUGUUGUAGUAAACUGGAUGAAGAUCAGCUCUACAUGGCUUAUGCUGAUAUCAUGGCCAAGAGCUGCCAUGAUGAAGAAGAUGAAGACGGGGAGGAAGUGAAAAGUUUCGAAGAGAAGGAGAUGGAAAAGCAGAAGCUGUUAUACCAGCAGGAAAGGCUUCAUGAUCGCGGAGCUGCUGAGAUGGUACUUCAGACCAUUAGCGCCAGCAAAGGUGAGAUGGGUCCCAUGGUCGCCUCAACUCUCAAACUCGGCAUUGCAAUUCUCAAUGGAGGAAACUCGACAGUACAACUGAAAAUGCUGGAUUAUCUAAAGAAUCGAAAGGACGUGGGAUUCUUUCAGAGCCUUGCUGGCCUCAUGCAGUUGUGCAGUGUUCUAGAUCUAAAUGCAUUUGAGAGACAGAACAAAGCAGAAGGACUCGGAAUGAUCACUGAGGAAGGAUCAGAUCCUUUCUUUGAAUUUUGUGGUUUAAAGCAGCUUUUUAUCAGUCAUCUAUUUUGCCUUUGCAAAUGUGAGAAGGUUAUGCAGGAUGAUAAGUUUACCUGUGACCUCUUCCGCUUCCUUCAGCUUCUCUGUGAAGGACACAACUCAGAUUUCCAGAACUAUUUAAGGACUCAAACAGGUAACAAUACAACCGUCAACAUCAUCAUCUCGACUGUUGACUACCUCCUAAGAGUACAGGAGUCUAUUAGUGAUUUCUACUGGUAUUACUCUGGCAAGGAUGUAAUUGAUGAGCAGGGACAGAGGAACUUCUCAAAGGCAAUUAAUGUUGCCAAGCAGGUGUUCAACACACUCACAGAGUAUAUCCAGGGUCCAUGUACUGGCAAUCAGCAGAGUUUGGCACACAGUCGUCUGUGGGAUGCUGUAGUUGGAUUUCUCCAUGUCUUUGCUCAUAUGCAGAUGAAAUUGUCCCAGGACUCGAGUCAGAUUGAGUUACUGAAAGAACUUAUGGAUCUUCAGAAAGACAUGGUGGUCAUGUUGCUUUCAAUGAUGGAGGGCAAUGUGGUGAAUGGGACCAUUGGAAAGCAGAUGGUUGACAUGCUGGUGGAAUCAUCCAACAAUGUCGAAAUGAUUUUGAAGUUCUUUGAUAUGUUCCUCAAGCUGAAAGAUGUCACCUCCUCAGAUGCCUUUAAAGAGUACGACCCUGAUGGAAAAGGUUUAAUAUCCAAGAGGGACUUCCAGAAGGCAAUGGAGAACCAUAAGCACUACACACAGUCUGAGACCGAGUUCCUUCUCUCCUGUGCCGAAACGGAUGAAAAUGAACUCCUGCACUAUGAGGAAUUUGUGGAGCGCUUCCAUGAACCAGCUAAGGACAUUGGCUUCAAUGUGGCUGUGUUGUUGACCAACUUGUCAGAGCAUAUGCCUCAUGACAACCGACUGCACACCUUCCUGGAGUUGGCGGAGAGUGUUCUCAACUACUUCCAACCCUACCUGGGUAGGAUUGAAAUCAUGGGCAGUGCUAAGCGUAUUGAAAGGGUCUACUUUGAGAUCAGUGAGUCCAGUCGAACACAGUGGGAGAAACCUCAGGUCAAAGAAUCCAAGCGCCAGUUCAUCUUUGAUGUGGUCAAUGAAGGAGGCGAGAAGGAAAAGAUGGAAUUGUUUGUCAAUUUCUGUGAGGACACCAUCUUUGAAAUGCAACUGGCCGCUCAGAUGUCAGACACUGGCGAGCGUUCAGCUGCGAAAGAGGACAGUGACCAAGAGAGGCCAGAUGUGGAAAAUCCCGAGACAAGCUUCUUUUCAGUGACCAUGGUCCGCAUGGCUCUAAAAGCGCUGCAGUUCAAUGUGAUCCUAUUGAUUAAGGUGUUGUCCAUGAAGAGUUUGAAGAAGCGGAUGAAGAAGAUCAAGAGCAUGACAUCAAAAGACAUGGUCACCACCCUGGUUUCAUUCUACUGGUCUGUGUUGCAGGGCCUCCUUCAUAUAGCCUUCAGUGUGGUGCGAGGAUUUUGCAGAAUAUUUUACAAUAAUAUAUUUGGAAGCAAUCUGGUUGAUGGCGCCAAGAGCAUCAAGGUGUCUGAGCUACUGGCUAACAUGCCUGACCCGACCCAGGAUGGUGUCAGACUGGAGGGGGAGGACAAAGAGAGAAAAUCAUCUGACAGGAGCUCAGUGAAGGAGGACUUGUCGUACUUGGCUGUUAAUACCAGUGACACUGAGUUGCUGUCAGACAUUUUUGGCCUCGACUUACGGAGGGAGGGAGGACAAUAUAAAAUCAGUCCCCACAACCCCAAUGCCAGUCUCACAGAAAUUCUCAACUCCCCACUUCCUUCUCCACCCUCUUGUUCUGCCUUAACAGCACCUCCUCCUGAGCCCAGACAAAGGCAUCAGUCAAAGAUCUCUUCCUUGGAGAAGAAGGAAACCAUACCAGAGAAGGCAUGUGAAGCAAAGAGAAAUUUCAGGAGUGAACAUGAAGAUAAACAUGAGAAGAUGAAGUCAAAAAUGAAAAGGCGUAAGAUCUCGAAGGACGAACCUGAUUUACAGGAGUCAGCACUCUCAAAGAAGCUCGUUGCCUAUCAGCGGAAAGUCCUGAACUAUUUUGCAAGGAACUUUUACAACAUGAGGAUGCUGGCUCUCUUAGUUGCAUUUGCCAUCAACUUCAUUCUCCUAUUCUACAAGGUUUCUACAUCCUCAUCAGUGACUGAGGAAGCGAUCCCAAAGAGCCAACCAGACCGCACCAUUCAGUGGGAUCCACUGGAUGGUGAGCCAGUGGUCGAGAUGAAAGACGGGGUCACGGAUGAUCUCGGAGAGCCCUUGAAGUUGGCUAUGGUUCAUUUCGUCUUGGAGGAGGGCAGCGGUUACAUGGAGCCAACACUGCGGAUCUUGGCUAUCCUUCAUACAGUCAUCUCUUUCUUCUGCAUCAUUGGCUAUUACUGUCUCAAGGUUCCAUUGGUGAUCUUUAAGCGUGAAAAGGAGGUAGCCAGGAAGUUGGAGUUUGAUGGGCUUUACAUAACAGAGCAGCCAUCUGAGGAUGACAUCAAAGGACAGUGGGACAGACUGGUUAUCAACACACAGUCUUUCCCAAACAAUUACUGGGAUAAGUUUGUGAAACGAAAGGUGAUGGAUAAAUACGGAGAAUUUUAUGGUCAUGACCGGAUCAGCGAACUUUUGGGUUUGGACAAGGCCGCUCUGGACUUCAGUGAUGCUCAUAAAAAAAGGAAGCCCCGAAAAGACAGCUACCUGGCUGCUGUGCUGAACUCCAUUGAUGCCAAAUACCAGAUCUGGAAGCUGGGCGUGGUGUUCACUGACAAUUCGUUCCUGUAUCUAGCCUGGUAUAUGACCAUGUCGGUCCUGGGUCACUACAACAACUUUUUCUUUGCUGCACAUCUGCUUGACAUUGCGAUGGGGUUCAAGACACUCCGGACCAUCCUGUCUUCCGUAACGCACAAUGGCAAACAGUUGGUGUUAACAGUCGGCCUGUUAGCGGUGGUGGUGUAUCUAUACACGGUAGUCGCCUUUAACUUCUUCCGAAAGUUCUACAACAAGAGUGAAGAUGGAGAAUUACCUGACAUGAAAUGUGAUGACAUGUUGACAUGCUACAUGUUCCACAUGUAUGUCGGUGUGCGAGCAGGGGGGGGGAUUGGUGACCAAAUUGAGGACCCAGCAGGAGAUGAAUAUGAGAUCUACCGGAUCAUAUUUGACAUCACCUUCUUCUUCUUUGUCAUUGUAAUCCUGCUGGCAAUCAUCCAAGGUUUAAUCAUUGACGCUUUUGGAGAACUGCGGGAUCAGCAAGAACAAGUGAAAGAGGACAUGGAGACAAAAUGUUUUAUUUGUGGAAUAGGCAAUGACUACUUUGACACAGUGCCGCAUGGCUUUGAAACACACACUCUCCAGGAGCACAACUUAGCCAAUUACCUAUUCUUCGUGAUGUAUCUUAUCAACAAAGAUGAAACAGAGCACACAGGCCAGGAAUCUUAUGUAUGGAAAAUGUACCAGGAGCGUUGCUGGGAGUUCUUCCCAGCUGGGGAUUGUUUCCGAAAACAGUAUGAAGAUCAGCUCAACUGAUCUGUUUCUGGAGUUUUGUCCCUUCUGGUGGUUCCUAAACCCUGCCGCAUACUUAUUGGAGUAACAAGUGUUGGCAAACCACAAGGAUUCGACCAACCAAUACUCCCCUGACAAAACACCUUGGAGCUACAUCUCCAAAAUCAAACUGGACUGACCAUCAUCCAAGAUCUUCCUCAUUCAGCAGGUCAACUUGCUGAAUCUGCCCCAAAUUGCAGCACUCAUUUUUGGAAUAUUUUGUGUACAUGGAAAAUGAUCUGCUUCUAUCAUGUAAAAUCAAAUUGUUGGCAUGUGACUGACAGCUUACACUCAUAUAUGAGUCCUUUUUUUUCUUCUAUUUGACAUCACAGUAAUAAGCAUUAAAAAAACAAAAAUGCGAGAGGAGUUGUGGACAGAGGAGAAUGACUCAUUGUGUCUACCAGACACACUUGGUGGUACAGGUAGUAAAACCUGAUGCAAUAUAUCUUUCAAGAUCUGCUUUUGUUACCACUGUCCAAAAAUGUGACUUUGUUGAAUUUUGCCUGUGAUGCAGUGGGAAGACGAUGUGCCUAAAGCUGAAGACUUUCCUCAUGUUUGAAAAAAUCGAGAGCAUUUUAAUGGUUUGAAUCAAAGCGGAGCUUCCGGAUGUGAUCAUGGUGUACAAAAUCUGCACAUGCCCAUGAUUUUGUGUGUGUGUGUGUGAAGAAUGCUGUAAAAUUGCCUGUGACUUGAUGUUGAAUGAUGAGUUAAAGCUCAACUGAAUAGUCCUGCUUGCUCUUUAAUUUGCCCCUUUUUAAGGGUACAAAAACUAUAAACAAAGUUGUAAAGUUUGAAUGAGGGCUUAACAUCCUGUAAUGUUGAAUUAUUUUAUUAAGUGAAUACAAUUAAUUAUGUCUUUUAUCAUAGUUAUACUUGUUGGUUCUUUUAUCUCAGACAUUUUUUUUUAGGUUGUUAUUGAUCUGACAUGUUUCAGUGGAAGUCUUUCGCCACUUUCGGAGUUCCACACUGAGCUAAAAGAAGCAACAAGUUCUAUUUUAUUUAUUAGUAUUUGGAUUCUUUGGAGAUUCUCGGCUGGAAAUAUUUUGCCUGACAAUGGCUUGCAACCGAUUUUCAUCACAUGACACAAUUUGCGGUAAUUUAACAGACCUGGUCAAAAUACGGCCCGGGCAUCACAUUUUGCCCAUCCGCGGUUUUUCACCGACCAUCACAAUGAACAUGAAGUCAAAUUAAAAGGUCAGAUAUG